Oryzias latipes (Japanese medaka) is the source of this 2318-nucleotide messenger RNA. It is a transcript of the gene txlnba, whose product is annotated as taxilin beta a. Gene Ontology annotation, molecular function: syntaxin binding. NCBI's taxonomy places the organism in Eukaryota, Metazoa, Chordata, Actinopteri, Beloniformes, Adrianichthyidae. The record is from RefSeq and is a predicted model, not a curated record.
GAUCAUGUCGGGUUAUUUUGGGGGGUCAGCUGUCAUUUCUCCUGUCAGCGGGAUCCUCCUCUUCCUCCUCCUCCUCCUCUGCUCUCUCCGCUGAUCCCUCUCUCUUGGCAGCACAGAUUGUGUAACUGUGUGGAUGGAGGCAAAAGCAGCCAAGGUGUUGGUGGCCCCACAACUGGACUCCUCCCUGGAACUGGUGAAGUCUCAGGGUGAGGAAGCAGCGUGCACCUACUCUUCCUUCUCGGACUCCUUUCGUCAGAUGGAGGAGUUCAGCCGGCGGCUGGAUGACAUCAUCCGAACACACGGCUCUGCAGCCGGCCUCGCCGAAACCCAGCGGAGUGCUGUGGAGGCUGAGAUUGAAAAGAUGAAGGAGGACGGAAAGGGGGACUUUGCAGCAGCCGUGGAUUCAGAGGUCUUUGUUUUAAAGCAGAGUCUGAACAACAUGUGUCCUGAGAAGAAACAAGAGGAACUAUUCAGGAAAUAUGCUGAAAUGGCAGCAGCACACCGCCGUGAUGACCAGAGACUGAACGCGUUGCAGCGCACCCUGUCGGUCCUGCUGGGGGAGCGGCAGCAGCUGCAGGCCGAGCAUCGUUGCAGCGCCGCCGCUCGCAGCAAGCUGGAGACGCUUUGCAAGGAGCUUCAGGCACACCAGUGCGUGCUGAGGGAGGAAGCUCUACAGCGCUGCAGGGAGGAUGAGAGGAAGAGGAGCGAGAUCACCUCCCACUUCCAGGACAUGCUAACAGAGAUCCAGGCUCAGAUUGAGCAACACAGCGCUCGCAACGAUAAGCUGUGCCAAGAAAAUGCAAAUCUGUCCGACAAACUGGAGAGCCUCAUGAACCAGUGCGAGCGGCGGGAGGAGAGUUUGGAGAAGAUCAACAAGCACAGAGACCUGCAGCACCAACUGACAGAAGCUAAACUGCAGCAGACCAAUGCUCUGCUGGCUGAGGCGGAGGAGAAACACAAGAGGGAGAAGGAAUACCUGCUUAGGGAGGCUAUUGACAAAACAAAGAAAUGCUUCGCUAUGAAGGAGCAGGAGCUGGCCAUGAAGAAGAAGCUGAAGCUCUACGGGGAGAAGUUUGAUGAGUUUCAGGAAACGCUGGCCAAGAGCAAUGAAAUCUACGUCCGCUUCAAAAAGGAAAUGGAAAACAUGUCGGAUAAAAUGAAGAAGCUGGAGAAAGAGUCGAACCUGUGGAAGAACCGGUUUGAAAACUGCAACAAGACGCUGACCGACAUGAUUGAAGAGAGAAAGGAGAAAGGACAGGAGUACGAGCUUUUUGUCCUGAAGAUCCAGAAGCUGGAGACGCUCUGCCGGGCCCUCCAAGACGAGAGGAAGGUCCUCUACGACAAGAUCAAGGAAGUUUGCCAGUCCAACGCCAGCCUUCCAUCAAAGCUCGCUGAGCUUGUUGAGCCAAACAACGUUGCUAACGAAGCCGUCCUCGUGGCUCCCGAGGAGCUCCAGGAGCUCCAGGAGCUUCAGGAGGAGGACCAAGUCCUGACCCAGAACAUGGUCCGUCUCAGAGAGGAGCAAGCCAAGCUGAAGGACUUUGCUGCUUCCCUGUUGGCCGAGCCAGAAGACGAGAAGGAGAGGGAGGAGUUGGAUCAGGAAGGCCAAGUUGCUUCUGCAUUUAUCCAUCUUAAAACGGAAACUCAGGUUCAAGAAAGCCUGGAGUCCGCACCCAAAGAGGCUGAAGACAAAAAAACAGAAUUCAAACUUUCCCAGACGGGUCCAUUUGAGGAGAAAUCAUCAGAACCUCCAGAAUCUGAGGAAACCAGCUCCCCACCAACGCAGACUGAUCCCCGUCCAGAUGUUCAGAUGCCGACUGGGUUUGAAGAUGUGCAACAAACCAUCGAAGAAACCCAGAAGGAGAUCCAGCUGACUCCUUCAACCGUACCAGAACCAGAAACCGCCAUGGCCCAUCAAGAACCAGAAACCGCCAUGGCCCAUCCAGAACCAGAACCAUCAACCACGGAGACAGAAGUCAAAGCAGCGCUCCCAGAAGAGGACAAAGCUCCGCAGCAACGUGGGUCAGGUGACUCGGCGCCGGCAGCGGAGGAGUGUGCUCCGUCCUCUGAAGACAAGGCUGCUCCAGCUGCUUCAUCAGAGGCAAACUCCUGCAAGAAACCCAAGAAGAAGAAGAAGAGGAGCAGCAAGAGUGACGGCUAGAUGUGUUGCCUGCCGUCAUGCGUUUGCUGCAGCGUCUCCAUGAGCUGCAGACCCAUAAUCACAGGAAAGGCCUCACUGAUCUACUACACUGCAGAAAGAAGCUGAAGGAAACAGUAUUCAUAUAUUAAUCCUAAUAAAAAAUAUAUUUUAAAACUGA